Messenger RNA from Macroventuria anomochaeta, 1661 nucleotides. Its product is annotated as putative histone deacetylase. Gene Ontology annotation, molecular function: histone deacetylase activity. Bases 9 to 1532 code for a protein of 507 amino acids. Lineage: Eukaryota; Fungi; Ascomycota; Dothideomycetes; Pleosporales; Didymellaceae. The transcript has 2 exons. The record is from RefSeq and is a predicted model, not a curated record.
UCACCAUCAUGCGCGUUUCUGGCUACCCUAUGUCGAACAGACCUUCCAACAAUAUUGUUGAAGAGUACCUUUCGCCAGUCAACGAUAUCUACACCGGAGAUUUUCAGGACUUCAAAAGCCUCAACGACUCAGAGAAGCAAGAGGUUAUCGCAAGGGAAGCUGAAGACUACGGACUAGAGAGGCCGCAAGGAUACAAUGUAUCCUUCCACUACAACCCACACGUGGAAUAUCACCACUUCGGAAGCUCGCAUCCAAUGAAGCCUUGGCGAUUGACUCUGACCAAACAGCUGGUGCUGUCCUAUGGGCUCGAGUAUACAAUGGAUCUCUACGAACCGCGCCCAGCAAACUUCAACGAGCUAGCUAUCUUCCACGACCGCGAGUACCUGUCAUAUCUGAGCGAAAUCACACCUCAGAACGCCAAACCUGAUGACGCACAGUACAUAGCUUAUGGCUUCGGUGGUGAUUCAAAUGACUGCCCAGUCUUCGACGGCUUGUGGAACUAUGUGUCACUUUACACCGGCGCAUCCAUGAGUGCAGCCUACAACUUACUAAACAAGCAGUCUGACAUAGCCAUCAACUGGUCCGGCGGUCUGCAUCACGCGAAGAAGAACCUAGCCUCUGGCUUUUGCUACGUCAACGAUAUCGUCAUCGCAAUACAGCUCUUGCUGACCCAGCACCAACGAGUCCUAUAUAUUGAUAUUGACGUCCAUCACGGCGAUGGCGUAGAACAAGCUUUUGAGUCAACCGACCGUGUAUUCACUCUCUCAUUCCACAAGUACGGUAUCGACAGGCACGGUUGGCCAUUCUUCCCGGGAACUGGCAACAUCGACGAGAUUGGUCCAAAGGAUCCAGCGAACCGCGGUAAAGCACACAGCCUGAACAUUCCCAUCGACGAUGGCAUCGACGAUCAUCAAUACAAGUCGCUGUUCAAGACUGUCACGAGCAAGGUAGUCGAGAAGUACAACCCUCAGGCCAUCGUCCUUCAGUCAGGCGCCGACUCUCUUGGUGGAGAUCGUCUCGGUCGUUUUAAUCUCAAUAUCAAAGCACAUGGCUCCUGCAUUGAGACUGUUAAGUCAUUCGGACGCCCUCUCAUCCUUAUUGGGGGUGGAGGAUACACACCUCGCAACGUCGCCCGAACCUGGUGCCACGAAACUGCCGUCUGUGUCGGCGCCACAUUGCACGACGAUUUGCCAACUCACAUCCCAUACCUUCAAGCGUUUCAGGGUGAGGAAAACGGUGGUGGCAGACUGUAUCCGGACCUACACAACACAAAGCGACACGACAACCUGAAUACAGACCCAGCACUACAGAAGCUCGUCGAAAGAGCCAUGGAGAACCUGCGGUACAUGGAGGGUGCACCUAGUGUUGUAGUCAACACCAAGGGAAUCACUGAGGAGCAGAUCAUGAAGAUCAGGGAGCAGGUCGAGCAAGAAUUGGCGGACGAGGAGGAAGACAGAAAUUACUCCUUGGCUGUAGAGAAGACGCGACGAACUCGUGAAAGGAACAUUGGAGGAAGGAACGAGCGUCGCUAAAGCUCGUUUUUUGCCUCAAGCUACCAUUUCAUGAACGGCUUGUUUUACAAUUGGUAUUCGGUCAUUGGCGUUGGGAGAUUUGGCGUUGGGAAGAUUGGAUAAAGUGCGCCUAUCUCGAUACCCUAUCGU